AUAACUCCACGUCCAGAACGUCCAACAACUAGGUGGCAGCAAAAUGUAUAUUUCUGUCAUGAAAUCACGGUUGCGAUGUUGCUGCAGUUUCUACGGAAGUACUGUUGCGUACCCACUGGUAGAAAAAAGCAAGUGUACUCAUUGAAAAAAGAGUAAUAAUGGGUGCGUAUCCAUCUACAUUUUAAGGAUACAUUUACCCGGCUUCGUAGAGCGGUUAUGACCGGUCGUCUCUCUGUGUCCCCAAGUCACAGGCGCCAUGAAGCUAAGACUACACUUCGUGGUGGACCCCAUGGGCUGGUUCUGCGUUAGUAUAGUGUUUGCAAUCUGGCUCUACAACUCGGUCUUUGUGCCCAAGUUGGUGUUGCUACCACAUUUCAAUGAGGGGCAUAUCCCGUGGGCUUUGGUUGUCAGUUACUACAUUGUGUCGGCCCUCUGUAUGGCGGCUCUUUUCAGAGCUUCAACGGCCGACCCCGGGCGUCUUCCUCCCGACCCCCACAUCCCACACUCGGAGAGGGAGCAAUGGGAAAUGUGUAACAAGUGCAACAUGAUGAGACCGAAAAGGUCCCACCACUGCAGUCGCUGUGGCCAUUGUGUACGGCGGAUGGACCACCACUGUCCGUGGAUCAAUAAUUGUGUAGGGGAGGACAACCACUGGCUCUUCUUGCAACUUUGUUUCUACACACAGGUCCUCAGUUUGUUCACCCUGUUUCUAGACUUCUGCCAGUACUAUUACUUCCAGCCUUUGACCACACUGGACCAGGAGGCGUUUUUGGCCCGUCAUGAACUGGCCCUAAUACGAGUGUCUACAAUCAUGGGCCUGGUGAUGUUUGGCGGCAUGAGUAGUCUCUUCUACACUCAGAUGGCUGGUAUCCUUACCGACACAACCACUAUCGAGAAAAUGUCUUUCUCUAAUGAAAUAGACUCUUCCGGUGGCGGUCCAAAGAAAUGCUGGCAGCGGACUCUGGCUGAGGUGUUCGGCACUACCUGGAAAAUCCUCUGGUUCCUCCCGCUGAGGAGCAGGCAGCCGCUGACCUUUCCCCAUCACCUCCGGAGUCAUGUGUAAGCGCCAGUGACGGAGCUCUGUCGGACUUCACUCCCGACGGUAGGCCGCGACCUCCCCCCAGAGAAUACACUGUGCCGCUCACACGCGCCAACCUCCUUCCACCUCCCUUCGAAGUGCCGUCCACGCCGGGUGUUAGCGGUUGGCGCGUGGACGCGCCCUGCUUUUCUGUCCAUCUCCAUGGGACCCCAGGUUGACUGAACCGGGUCACGAACUUCCGCUUGAGUCGAGGGUUAACACCUCGGGCCGCACCGCAUGUGUUGCGUGCCCUUCGUCAACCUGUCAACGUGACGCUCUACCUGCUUCAAUAGGAAACCAACCACCAAAAAUAUGUUGUUAUGAGUAAUACGUUGUUUUGAGUAAUUGUUUCAACCGAAAUCGUGGAACGGACGUGAUCGUCAGCCAUCGAGAAUGAAUCCUCUUGAUCUUGGGUGCUGCUGUUGGUCCUGAGGGCCACUGUACCCUCAGUGGCUAAUGACCGCGUCAGACCCCAACGGCUUUAGUGUAGCAGAGUCGAUACUGUUUUCUGAUGACACGUUUGGGCUUCUGCCCUCAAGGGAAUUUACUUUUGGGGGAAACUUUUGGUAAAAGGCCAGUGGUUAAGGCUGGGAUACAUUUAAACCCAUCCUGGAAAAGGUUACUUGGUGUCUUUAUAUAUCAUAUAUUAAUCUUGCGCCACACGCUUCUUAUUCUGAAAAGUGAAACCAUACCCGAGAGGUGAGGGGAAGUUGACCCAAUGUGGAUUUUGAUGUGCUAUGUAAGACCAGUCUUAGUUAAUUAGACCAGAAGCAAAAGCUAAGUGGGUUUGAAUUGAGUCCUAAGAACGUCAGGUUAAUUUUCCUUUUCAAACCAACCUAAAUUCUGACUCUUAACUCUGUUGCCAAUUCACAGGUUAAUUGUUUUAUAAUUUGUGCCUUUGGACUUUUUUUUUAUACUUUUUUUUUAAACUGUAAAUCAGCAGUGUGUCUGUGUCUGUUAUUGUCUUGUGGGCUAUGACCUGGUUGAGAAAUGUUUCUGUUGGUCUCCCAAAUCUUUUGAACACUUGCUUUUUACAGAAAGUUAUUAUUUGGGGAAGGAGUUGAAUAUCAAGUAGUAGGUAGACUGGUUUACGCAUCACUAUAAGAUCAGUUCCUUGAUUGAACUGGAUUCCAUAAUUCUACGGUCAGAGGGUUGCUUUAUUUACUUGUUGCGCUAAUUGAAUGUUUUAAAUAAUGUUUUAUGAUGCUCCUGCAAAAAAGAGUUUACUAACGUGUCAUUUGAACAUUUUUAUAAUGUGUGUCAGGUCUUGCUCCAUUAACAUUUUCUGGUGUAGAGCAGAAUUUACUUACCCUUCAGUUUUAUUCAAAUAUUCAUUACAUUUUGUGCUCUGAAAGAGCUAUUUUAAAUGUGCCGAAGCUGUAAGGUAGCCUGGCGAUGAGAGACCCCGAUAACCUCCUUGCCACAUGACUGUCAUACAUUCUUUUCUCAACUAUAAUGAUUUUGGCUAUGAUCUAGACUACCACGUGAUCUCUGUAACACUGUCAAAUAGCCUUUUGUACUCGUCUACUGUCAUUACAAUUUCUAUGACAUAUAACUUG
Molecule: messenger RNA, 2637 nt
Organism: Esox lucius (northern pike)
Lineage: Eukaryota; Metazoa; Chordata; Actinopteri; Esociformes; Esocidae
Gene: zdhhc21
Product: zinc finger DHHC-type palmitoyltransferase 21
Exons: 8
Coding region: 257-1063 (268 amino acids)
Biological process (GO): protein targeting to membrane; peptidyl-L-cysteine S-palmitoylation
Cellular component (GO): Golgi apparatus; endoplasmic reticulum
Molecular function (GO): protein-cysteine S-palmitoyltransferase activity
Source: RefSeq, a predicted model, not a curated record